AUGGCGGAAACACAACGCGAAGACAUUGAUGCACCACAUUUGGAUGUGGAAAAGGCUUGGGAAAAAGCGAAACUUCUCAAACAAGACUUAGAUAAGGGUGACGGUUGGACACGAAGGUAUCAAAUUGUGAAUGAAUAUAAUUGCUGGACCAAAACAUUUCCAAAUGAGGAGGUGCCUGUUAAAGUGCUUUAUCGCUUCGAGAAUAUGCCGAUGUCGGCAGAGAAAUUCAUCGAAAUGAUGUCUCCAGACAAGAUGGAUUUACGCGAGAAAUGGGAAAACACCACAACCACAUGUGGGUAA
Molecule: messenger RNA, 300 nt
Organism: Paramuricea clavata
Lineage: Eukaryota; Metazoa; Cnidaria; Anthozoa; Malacalcyonacea; Plexauridae
Source: the annotation of a GenBank genome assembly